Messenger RNA from Mastomys coucha (southern multimammate mouse), 1297 nucleotides. It is a transcript of the gene Fxn, whose product is annotated as frataxin. Lineage: Eukaryota; Metazoa; Chordata; Mammalia; Rodentia; Muridae. The record is from RefSeq and is a predicted model, not a curated record. Gene Ontology annotation, molecular function: ferrous iron binding; ferroxidase activity; 2 iron, 2 sulfur cluster binding. Bases 59 to 835 code for a protein of 258 amino acids. The transcript has 6 exons. Gene Ontology annotation, cellular component: mitochondrion. Gene Ontology annotation, biological process: iron incorporation into metallo-sulfur cluster; intracellular iron ion homeostasis.
ACCAGGUGGCGCCACCGAGUCCCCGCGCGGGGCGGAGCGCCUACGGAGCGGGAGUAGCAUGUGGGCGUUCGGCUGUCGCGCAGCCGCCGGCUUGCUGCCCCGGACGGCGUCCCGGGCCUCCGCCUGGGUCGGGAACCCGCGCGGGAGGGAACCGAUGGGAACCUGCGGCCGCCGAGGCCUACGUGUCACAGCCAACGCCAGCGCCAUCGGCCAUGCCCAUUUGAACCUCCACUACCUCAGUCAGAUUCUGAACAUCAAAAAGCAGAGUGUCUGCGUGGUGCAGUUGAGGAACUCGGGGACAGUGGGCAACCCAAGCUCUCUCGAUGAGACCACUUAUGAAAGACUCGCGGAAGAGACCCUGGACGCCCUGGCAGAGUUCUUUGAAGACCUUGCAGACAAGCCCUAUACCCUGGAGGACUAUGAUGUCUCUUUUGGGGGUGGCGUGCUCACCAUUAAGCUGGGCGGGGAUCUAGGAACCUAUGUAAUCAACAAGCAGACCCCAAACAAGCAAAUCUGGUUGUCCUCUCCCUCCAGGCAUCAGGAUGUUGACAAGACCCGAAACGAAACAGAAGGAACUUUUCAGAACCUGGCCCAGACUGGUUUUCUCUGUUAUAUCAUUGCCCAGAAAAGAAAAGUCACUGGCUUGCCUUUGAAAAAGAAACUUUUGCCAGGUCUCAGUAAUUCUGCUGGCAGAACUGGGCUCAGACUCCAUCACAAUGGGACAGUGAUUUUUAGCAGCAGCCCCAGUGGCCCCAGCCUCAUGCCUGCCCCAUGGCCGUGCCUGCAGUUGAAGGAACAGCAGGAUGCACUGCAGUCAGCUCCUGUCUCAGAAUGAAGGACUUACUGAUGAGUAUGCAGCUGCAGCGUCAGUGGUCUGGGAACAGCUGAGAGAUGCCCACGGGGAGCCUUCACACUAACCUUGCUGAGUCUCAUCAGCAGUACUGAAGACAUUCUGAAGGAAAAGUGGGAAAUCUCAGCUAGAACCAGUGUGGAAUUCUUUGAAAGCCUAAUGGUAUUGGCCGUUUUAAAAAGGCACCAAGGUGUGGCUCAGUGGCAGAGAACUUGCCUAGCAUGAGAGAGAAGGCCCUGGAUUGGAAUCUCAGCACCACAACGAACACACAGCAAACAAAACUAUUACCAAGGCUGGAGAGAUGGCUUAAGAGCCCCUUCUGCUCCAGCAUGAGGGCUAAAGUUCAAAUCCUGGCAUCCGUGUCAGGUGGCCCACAUUCACUACGGGGUAAUUUGUCACUUACAAGAAACUCUUUUUAAGCCUGUAGUUGGAGCUGGAGAGAUGGCU